AAAAAUGUCACAGUAUCGAUCAUAAUCCUGAAUUUAUCAGCAGAAAUCCAUGUUUUGAAGUCAGCCAAUCAGCGUCGUUCAGCAAUUCAGCAUUCAGUAAAAAAAUUCAGCGUUUUAGUAUUACCCCUAACUUCUUACAACGGCAAGCAUGUGCUAAUAUAAUCUAACUUUUGCGCCUAGCUUCCCUGAACGCGCUUAUUUGCCUUCGAUUAUAUGAGUCAUUAACUAUUAGGCCACAUACUACAAAGAUAUUGUGAUUAUUACGUAAAAAAUAAGUUUGUUUGGAGUUUCGAAAAUAAUUUCUAAACUGUUGCUAUACAAAUCUAGAUGGGGCUACAGAUAUAGAAUAAUUCAAAUGGUUUAAGACUUGUCAAUCAAAUUUAAGAUGAAUCAUUCGCUCUCAUAACAACCAUUCCGUAUAGUAUGAUAAAGAAUGUAUUAAAAAAAUUAGUGACAUUGCACUAAAAAAAGUACUCGGCCCAUAAUUGUUGAAUGAAAUGAGAUAGCUAUACUGUAACUGAAGCACUGCCGAUAUAUAUAUAUAUAUAUAUGUCGCCUUUAAAGACUAUAAGGUCAAUUACUCGUGUAAAUCACAUAGUGGUUAUAAGCCAGUAAAGCGGAUUUUUCUUUCUUAAAGGGGUAUACAUUCGUUUCUUCAUUCUACUUCAAACGACUUUCUUUCGCACUAUCACAGAAAAAUUCUGUUUAAUAUUCCCGCCCCUAAUAUUGAACUUCUCCUGGCGGCCACCGAAUACCCAUAUUUUCGAUUGCAGUAAACUUGUACCGUAAUGCGAUCACAACAGUGCAAGUAUGGGCAAUUGCAGCACAAGUAUUUAAAAAGUUGACGAUACGGGUACACGUGUGCUGCGAUAGAGACACGUGAUGUUCAACAUCUUUUCUCCUUGAAUUGGAAAAUUAUGACUUAGUUUUAGAUUUAUACAGUGCUAUACUGUAUCAAUAUUUUUAAUGCGCAAAAGAACACAUUAGAAUAUGUUCGAUAUUUAAGAUCGUGUAAGAAUGGUACUGGAAUCCAAUCAUGCCAAUGUGUUGUUUUCGUUUGUUCGUUCAAUAUCGAAAUCAGUCGAACCACAUCAAGUACUUUCAUUAAAUAAGGUUGUUUUUCUAGUGAGCAUUCAACAAUUAUUCAGUUUCCUGUAAUAUUUUUCAGCGAGCAAAUACAUUGUUAACCAGUUUAUUGAAAAAAAUUCGUGAAAGCGUUCAACAUUCAACUUUAACGGUUGAUCAUCGAACAGAAAAUAUUAUUAUCGCAUUAGCUAUUCUAAUAGUGGAAGCAAAUGACCGAUUAAAACUAAAAUCAGAAAUAACCAAAGUUCUCCUAGAUUUUUAUCAAAAAUUGCCAACAGCCAAGUAUUAUGAAAUACCACCAUCAACCUAUAAACACCGUAAAUAUUCUAUUGAUAAAAUUUUUGUCAUUAAGCAUUAUGUAUUUUAUUAUGUUUUUUUAAUUCUAGCCUUGCCACCUGCCGAAACGUUUAGUUUUUGUAUUCAUACAGCCUUAACAGAAUUAGCAUCGCUAACAGAUGACACAAAAUUAAGCGAUAUUAUUCUUUCAGCAAUUACAGAUGUGAUAAAACAAUUUGUUCAACGUAUUGUUGAUUCUGCUAACAGUCAAAUAGCAACUACAAAAGAGAGACAAAAAUCUAUUUAUCGUUAUGAUAUACCAUUUUUAUUUGGAGCAUUACGUUCAAUUGGACGACUAUCGGCUACUGAUCAAACAUUAUUAUCUCAAUUAUAUCCCAUCAAUUUUUUACCUCCUACUCAAUCAGUUUAUAUCGAACAAUGUUCCACGUCCUCAUCAACAACGAAUACAACAAAUAAAAAAGAUAAAAUUAAACAACAAGACUUGAAAAUUCCAACAAUUGCCUUUCGUCCAAUUAUUCCAAAAGCAUUAUCUAGGAAUGUUUUAUCAUCCAAUGACAGUCAACAUUCAUCAUCGCUAACAAAUAUUGAACAAGAGUAUUUUUCGUCUACAAUGCCAACAGCUUAUAAUCAUUUAGCAUCAACAUAUCGAUCGUUAGCUUCUAUGGAUAAUGCUGAUAUUACAUUACUUGAAGAUGAUUUGCCACCAUCGGCUGUCUAUUUUUCUGUAAUUGGUUCAACAUAUCGUCGAAGUCAAAAAUGCAAUCUAUCAUCAUCGCUAUCGAGAUUACACCAAUCGAACUAUAAUAGAUUUCAUGCUUGUGUUAGUGUACAAGUAUUAGAGAAUUUUCUUACCAUAUUAAAAGCGAUUAAUGUUAAUGUUGUGCGAUAUUUGGACAAUAUAGCAAAAGAAGUUUAUUCUACCAAGUCUGCUCGACAUUUUCCCUAUGAAUUCUUUGGAGAUGUAUUAAUUUUGUGCACAAUCAAAUUCUUUCGAGAUAAUCUUGAAUUAUUAGACAGACUCAACGAACAUUUGGCAUCCGUUACAAAGACAACAUAUAUGUUUGUUCAACAAUUGAUCGUUUUCAAAUUGUUAGAUCUAGAAAAUGAUGAAUAUGAAAAAUUACCAAGUCGUUAUCGUACAAGAGUUGAUGCGGAUGCAGCUGCACUCGAAUUACUUUGUUUAUCGUGUGAUGAUGAAACAGAUCAGCGUCAACAAAAUGAGGCACUGAUAAAGGCUGAAAAAUUAUGCAGUAAAUGUUCAGAAAAAUUCAGUCAAGAAGGUUUAACAAUUAAAUUAUUAACUGCACAAAUGCCAUUAUUGGUGACAUCAUUAGAAAUUCUAAGUCGUUUAGCUGAAAAACACAAUUCAUUAGCCACGUACAGUAUACGCGUACUAUGUGAUUUCUUAACUGAACCAUCGCCAUUACUAUAUAAAUUAUAUCGUCAUACAAGUGCUAAAAUUGAUGCAAAAGAAAAAGAUUUGGUGCUAGGUGAAACAGUCAGAACAUCAAAAGAUUAUCGAGCUUAUCAAGUAUUUGAAAAAUUACGAGACGCAGCUAUUGAAGGUUUAUGCAAAUUAUUAUUUAUUCGACUAGAAUCAGAUCCAAAAUGUGUUGAAGCUCUACUUGUGGCAUUAUCUGCUAGACUUGCAUCUGGUCAUGUUAAUGAUAAUUCAAAUUGGAUGUUUAAUAUUAUAUUACUUGACGCUGCAGCGUUAAAACAUCGUGCAUCAAUUCGUCAAGGAUUAGACAAAGAUAAAUAUGAAACAUUAUUGCAAACAUCAUUAGUAUCUCAUAAUACAAUUUUAACACUUGGUCAUAUGUCAAUAGCAUUGAAAGAUGUUCAACAGACUCAACAGUCAAUAUUGGCACGUUUUCAACAACGAUUAGGAGAUCCACCAUCACCACUCGAUAUACUAAUUAUUAAUCAAAUUGGAUGUAUGCUUAUAUCAACUUUGAUCAGUCCACUAAAUAUUAAAAAUUUUGAUUAUCAAUCAACAUCAAUCAUGCAUUUACAAUUAUUAUCUUAUCAUUAUAAAAGUUUACCAAAAUUUCGUUUAUUAAAAAAGCAACAAAAAUAUAUUCAUUCACUAAAUCGACCAUCUUCUUCUCUGCCGUGCUCAAUUGUUAAUAAUAAUUCAUUUUUGAUCCCGUUUAUUAUGAAUAAAUUUCAUUUACUCACAUAUCAAAAUAGUCAUAAUUAUAAUCCAAAAAAAUGUCAACAACGACCAUACUUGUCAAUCAAUCAACAUCAUCUAUCAUUAUCACCCUCACAUAUAAUAUUUAAACGUUCACAGUUAUUACCUCAAUUUUGUAAAAGAAGACAAAAAGAAUAUCAAAUAAAAAAUGAUUUUCAAAAAAAAUCUUUAAUGAGAUCAAAUAAAACAAUCAAAACACGUUUUUGUGUAAAUGAUCCUAAAGCAACUUACGAUGAAAUUAUUGGACUUUUCACUGAAAUUAUUAUUGACUCAACUUAUAAUUCGUAUCCAACGACGAAUGACAGCACAACACAAAACACUACAGUAAUAAUAAAAUCUCAUCAUGCAACGACAUAUAAACAAGCACCGAAUGCUGUCAUAAAUGCCUUGGCGAAUAUUGCUGCAAAUAUUCAAGGUGAACCAGAAUUAACAAAUUUAUUAACAAGUAUACUCGAAUUAUUUAUUCAAUUGGGAUUAAAAGCAAAAGAAGUUAAUGAAAAAUCGACAAAAAACGCUCUGAAGGCUUCUAAUACAGCUGGUAGCCUUGGAGUACUUAUUCCAGUGAUUGCUGUCAUUAUGCGUCGUAUACCAGUGAUAACAGAACCUACUGAACGUUUACGUCGUUUAUUUCGACAUUUUUGGUUUUAUUGUAUAUUGUUUGGUUUCGCCGAUUCAGAUAAAGGUUUAUGGCCAUCUGAUUGGCAUGAUUGUGUAUGUUUGAUAGCAAUAAAAUCACCAGUACUCGUUGGUGCAAAUUCGCCAAAUAUAUCGUUAAAAAGCACAAUGCUAAUGAAAGGUGAUCAAAUUACGAAGGAAGAUAAUUCUGAAUUCAAGUUGAAAUUAAAUAACAUAUUUUCAUCAUAUUCAACAGCCAAGUCUUAUAUUGAUCGUUUUGGUUUUGAGCAAAGUUCAUAUAUAUUAUCUGUUUAUUUUUUGGAAACUUUAAGAGUUCGUCAUUCAACUGAUCCAGCAGCAUUUCAAUGUAUAUUUUCGUAUUUGGAAGAUCCUUAUUUAUUGAAAGAUAAAUACGGUCUAUGGACAUUGGUAACAGCUGUAGGAAGAAAAAUGUUUGAACUUUAUGUAAAUGAAAUGAAGAAAAUGCCAAAAAGUCCUGAACGUAACAAAAAUCUUGAAAUUCAAUGUCAAUUUUUAAUGGUUAAACGUACACAUGUACGACAAGUUGUUCGAGAUGAAGCUAAAAUAUAUUUACACACUUUGUUGUUAAAAAAUUCAUUUCCACAUUUAUUCUGUAGUUCAGUUGUUAUUGAAACAUUGAUGAAUAUUAUUAAUAUAUUGUCUUAUUCAAUGAAUGAGGAUGAUUUACAUAAAGUAACAGCACGCCAUGUUGUACCAGAUACAACAUAUGCAAUAGAAUUUGUUGAUACUGGUGAAAGACGACAGGCAUUAUUUAACGAUUUCUAUAUAUUUGGACGAAUGUUUGUCGAACAAGCACUGGUUUUAUCUCCUACAUUAAUGAAAUCUUGUAUUCAACAAUAUAUGUUAAAACUAGGUGGUAUGAGGAAAAAUUCAUCAGUAUCUCGACAACAUAAAGGUUUACAUGUUAUGUGGGAAUAUUUGAGUACACAUUCGAAAAAUGUCGAAGGUCUUAAUCGAACAGAAUAUCGUACAGCAUUAAAUCAAUUAAAAGAUCAAAUAGAAAAUGCACUGAAUAGUCGAAUGGCAUCUUUAAAUAAAUAUAAACUAUCACAACAACGAAAACGGCGAAUGUCGUUUGUAGCACCAAUUAAUGAUAAAGGCAUAGCACUCGAUUUUGAAGAAAGAAUAGCAAUAUUUGAUAGUGAUUUUCGUAAUGGUCUAUUUAAAAUAACAGCAAUGUUAAUAAAUAAUUAUGACGACAGCAGCGACGAUAAUCCUGAUUAUGAACUUCGAUUUACUUCAACUAGUGGAUACAUAAAUUCGAAUAAUCUCAAAAAAGGUAUCAAAAAUGAUUAUUUCACACUUAAUUCGUAUUCUCAUUUUAGCUUAAGAGUAUAUUUUACUGUUUUAUUAGAAAAUCCACUUGAUCGCGAUAUGGUACACAUUCUAACGUGGUUACCAGUUAAAAUGUUUACAGCGACUGUUAUGGAAGCGGCUAUUGAUUGUUGGUGUUGGGCUAUUGUUGCACGACCCGAAUUAGAACUAUUAAUUGUUGAAGAAAUUUAUAAAGUAUGGGAAAAAAUCAUUAGUGAUCGUCAUGGCCUGUAUUCUGUUGAUACACAUGAACCAUCACCAUUGGCACCAUCAGAAAAAGAUCAAUUAAAACCGUGUCCGCCUAUGGUUCGUCCACAUCGAAUAUUUCUUAAGUUUAUUGAAGAACGUAUUUAUUUAUGUAUGCAUAAAGCCGAUUUAGAAAUGGAAAUGUUAGUUGAUCUACUACAUAAGUCAUUAUCAUUGUUAUUAGAAAAUAGAAAAGCUCAAAUGACAAAACAUGUUGGAGCAGUUGGAUUAAGAUUUCAAUUUCUUUAUUUGGCUUUGUAUCUGGUUCAAAGUAAUUAUUUACCAAAUGGUAUUUCUAAAUAUUUAUUACGAGAGAAAAUUUAUCAUACAGCAUUUGAUUAUUUUACUGUUCGUCAUCAUUGUCCAACACAAAAUCAUAAUGAAUUGCGCGAUGAUAUUCGAACAUUAAUUAAAUUUUUUUCACUUGUACAUGGUGAAAAAAAAUUUUGUAAUGAAAUGCCAUUAACAGUUGAACUUGGUAAUUCAAUACCAAAUGGUUUAAAUAAUAAUGAUGUUAAUGGAGCAAUGGAAAAUGCAAGUGUUUAUGCAACAAUGAGAGGAGCUCCAGCUGGAUGGAUUAAUACAUUUGCUGGACCAACGGCAUAUGAAAUAGAACGUCUAGAAACAUUUCAUAAUCCACUAGGACGCACAGAAUUACAAUUUGAACCAGAAAUAUUAUCAACGUAUACGAAUUGGAAGUUAUACGAUAUUGUCGGUUUUACGACUAAAGCAUGGCACGAUUAUGCACGUUUAGCAUGGUUAAUAGCUCCUGAUCUAGCAAUUACCAUGUAUUAUAGUGUACCAAAAGAACCAUUACGUCAAGAAAUAAUGCGUUUAGUCAAAACUUAUCCGGUACAAGUUCGUCACAUUCCAGAAGCUUUGCAUAUAUUUACAUUGACAUCUGAUAAUGAUAAAUCGUGUGAAACUGCUCAUAUUUUAACAUGGGCUCAAAUAAGUCCUAUAGCGGCCUUGUCUUAUUUUGCUAGUGCAAGAUUAAAUCAAGUAGCAAAUUCGUACACGAUACAGUAUGCGUCUCGAAUGCUUUAUGUUACAAAGCCGGAAGCACUUAUUCUCUAUAUUCCACAACUUGUACAAGCUGUACGUUAUGAUGAGAUGGGAUUUGUUCGUCGUCUUAUAUUAGCUUUAUCUAAAAAAUCAAAUUUGUUAGCUCAUCAGUUAAUAUGGAAUAUUCGUACAAAUACAUUUAAAAAUGAAGAUACACCAGAUGAAAUGAUGAAAACAAAGUUAGAACCAAUAGCAAAACAAAUUGAAAUCGAUUUUACACAAGAUGCUAAACGUUUUUAUGAGCGUGUAUUUGAUUUUUCAAAUAAAUUAACAAAAGUGUCAGAUAUAAUUAAAGACUUUCCAAAAGGCAAUUCUCGAAAAGAAGUUUGUAUCCGAGAAUUGAAAAAGAUAGGUACCGAUGCACCAGAAGGUGUUUAUCUUCCAUCAAAUCCCGAAGCAGUCAUUAUUUCAUUAAUGCCAGAUAGUGGUGCACCAAUGCAGAGUGCUGCAAAAGCACCCUAUAGAGCAACAUUUCGUGUUCAAACUGUGGGCAUUGAACAAGUUGAACAGUGUGCUAAUGAAGAUUAUGAAUUAAUACCAGAUUUUGCUAAUCAAUAUGCACAAAUGGCCAUUUUUAAAGUUGGUGAUGAUGUUCGACAAGAUAUGUUAGCAUUACAAUUGAUGCGUUUAUUUCAAAAUAUAUUUCAACAAGAAGGUCUCGAAUUAUUUUUAUAUACUUACAGAGUUAUUGCAACAAGUCCAGGAAUGGGCGUCAUUGAAUGUGUGCCAAAUGCUCUUUCACGCGAAGAUAUUGGACGAAAUACAGAAGUUGGUCUAUUUGAGUAUUAUCGACAUGUUUACGGAAAAGCAGAUUCAGCAAAAUUUCAAAAUGCUCGACGAAAUUUUGUUAUAUCCAUGGCUGGCUAUUCUAUAGCUUUAUUUAUGUUACAAAUAAAAGAUCGACAUAAUGGAAAUAUAAUGAUCGAUAGUGAAGGACAUAUUAUUCAUAUUGAUUUUGGUUUUAUGUUUGAAUCUUCACCCGGUGGAAAUAUGGGAUUUGAACCAGACAUUAAACUGACAGCUGAAAUGAUUUUGAUUAUGGGUGAUUUGACGGCACCUGCAUUUCAAUGGUUUAAAGAAUUGUGUAUCAAAGGUUAUCUGGCAUUAAGACCAUAUCGUCAUCAUUUUCAAACAUUAGUUGCUCUUAUGUUGGAUACGGGUUUACCUUGUUUUCGUGGUCAUACAUUAGAACAAUUGAAUGCCAGAUUUAAACCAGAUGCAAGUGAAGCAGAAGCAGCUCGUUAUAUGCAUGAUGUUAUUAAUCGUUGUGCACACAGUCUAAGAACACGAGUCUAUGAUAUUAUUCAAUGGUAUCAAAAUCAAAUACCAUAUUGA
Didymodactylos carnosus is the source of this 8197-nucleotide messenger RNA. The record is from the annotation of a GenBank genome assembly. Lineage: Eukaryota; Metazoa; Rotifera; Eurotatoria; Philodinida; Philodinidae.